UGCCCAGUGGUUCAGGCCAUGACUCAGCACUUCCCAUACACUCCACCCCUUCAUGGCAUGAAUCAAUGAAGGAGUCAGCUGGAGGGUGAGCCUUCCCUGAUACAGGGAUCUGACAUAUAUACAAUUGCCCGUCGCAAUGCAGGUUGACACAAUGAGAGAACUGAUGGUCAGUUUGUGAUUGCUGUUCUCUCAUGGGCCAGUGCUCGAUGACAUUACUGGAGGCAUGCAGUUGUUUGGUGCAGGUCCGUCUCAUGCUCCACCAGUCCCACAUAGGCCAUCAUCGCAUGUCAUGCUUGAUGUCACAGCAACAUUGAAAUGCUUCUAUGACAUUCCACUCCUUCCGGUGAUCCUGGAGACUCAAGAGACUCACAGGGAGUAGUACAGGUUUUUCCAAUGGUACUAAGAGGGGGAGGUCUGCCUUCCACAACAAGAUUCAGGCUGUAUUCCUGUCCUGAGUCAACACUUUGGCUUGCACUGGAGCAUGUCCCUGCCGUCUGUACCACACCCUUUGGCCAGAUACCUGCAGCUGCAUAAGUAUAUCAGUGGACCCUCCCUCAGCUGCCAUGGCCAGCGGCAGGGAUUCAGACAGCGAGCAAGUGGUGCCUGAUGAAGAGGAAGGCCCAGAUGUGAAGGCGGUGCAGGCCCACUACCUGCGCAGCCCCUCGCCCAGCCGGUAUUCGAUGAUAUCGGACACUGAUACGGAGAGCAUAUUCAUGGAGCCUAUCCAUCUGUCAUCUGGUGUGGCUGCCAAACAAAUAAUCAAUGAAGAACUGAAGACAAAGCACAUCAAGGUAGAUGCAGUGUGUCCCAAGAUGUUGGAGUCUGCACAGCAGUUGAUGGUGGAAGACCUGUACAACCGAGUUAAGGAAAAGAUUGAUGACACCAGCUUGUUUAACACCCCAUGUGUGAUGGACUUGCAGAGGGCACUUGUAAAGGACAGGCUGGAGACUCCCAGGGAUGCUGUGGAUGAAGUCUGGCCUAAUGUCUUUAUAGCAGAAAAGAGUGUUGCAGUGAACAAAAGCCGUUUGAAGAGACUGGGCAUCACGCAUGUCUUGAACGCAGCUCAUGGUACAGGUGUAUACACAGGACCGGAUUUCUACAACGGUCUGAACAUCCAGUACAUGGGCAUUGAAGUGGAUGAUUUUCCAGAUAUGGAUAUCUCCAAACACUUCCGUCCAGCUGCAGAGUUCCUGGAUGAAGCACUGCUGACUUACAAGGGAAAAAUCCUUGUCAGCAGUGAAAUGGGAAUCAGUCGCUCAGCUGUGCUGGUGGCUGCUUAUCUGAUGAUCUAUCACCAUAUGACCAUUCUGGAGGCUCUGAUGACUCUAAGAAAGAAGCGUGCCAUUUACCCCAAUGAUGGCUUCCUCAAGCAGCUAAGGGAGCUUAACGAGCAGUUAUUGGAGGAACGAGAGUUGGAGCAUACUGGAGAUGAAGAUAUCACUCCUAGUCAAAGUCCUGUCACACACCCAAGGACAUCUUCUCGGCUGUCUGGAGCUGGGGACUGCGAAAGUGUCAUAGGACCCAAAGCACACUCCAUCACAGUAGAAGAAGAAGACAAUAGCAGCAUGUUAAGUAGUUUCAUGAGCUCUUCAUCAGUGGGAAAAACUAGCUGGGUUUCCAAACACUCCACUCUCAUCAGUGAGGAGGAAGAGGAGCAGUUAUAUGAGGAAUGGAGGAAGAAACAAGGCCUGCCUGCAAAGGAAUCAGCAACUGACCAUGGAAAAAGAGUGUCUCCAAGGCUUCUGGCUCAGGAAGGGGAGCAAUCAGAGGAGGAUGUGGAGCAGAGGAUCCAUGACUGGCAGCGCAGAAAUGAGAAAUACCAAAAGGAGGGUCCACGCAGAGAGGAGGAUGGAUAUUCCAGCAUGGGAGGAAGACCUUACCAAUCAGGUGAAUUUAGUGAUGAUGAGAGUGUGAGCAGUUUUGAGAUCCGAACCCUAAAGCAACAGUUGGAAGCCAGUAGCUUUAGCAGGACGAGGAGGAGACGCACAGACUCUGUGUCUUCAGAGAGCACCUGGGACAUGUGGAACCAGAGGCUGAUGGAAAUUGAGAAGGAAGCUGUUCAGAGGUAUCGUUCUAAGAAUAAAAAUGAUGGGGAGAGACAAUCCCCAGAAACAGGAAGAAAGGAAAGGGAUGUGGAUGAGGAAAGUGUGUUGUCAGACUGUAGCUCCUUCUAUAAUUUCUGCCAAAAGAACAAAGACAAGUUGACUCCUCUAGAAAGGUGGAAGAUCAAGAGGAUCCAGUUUGGCUUUCACAAAAAGGAUUUAGAAUCAUCAUCAUCUUCUGCACCAUCUCCAGCAGAAGAUGGCAGCCAGACUGGUGGGGAGGGGACCGAAGGGAAGAAUUUGUCAGAUGUUAACCUGAGUGCUUACCAGGCUUGGAAAAUGAAGCGGCAGAAGAAGGUAGGCUGUGAAAGCAAGGAGGAAUUUGUGGAGUUUGCCAAAAGUGAAGAUUCUGCUUCAGCUAAAAAGAAGCAGAGGCGUGUAGAGCUCCUUGAACGUUCAAAGAAAAUUUUAGAAGAAAGCCAGUCCAUGUGCAGCUGGGAGACAGACAGUACAAUGAGUGGGAGUAUCCCCUUGUCUGCUUUCUGGGCCUCAGCGCCUCCUGUGAAUGGUGCUGAGGAUGCAGCUUCUACACUGAGCAUGAAGACAAAUCGUUCAUCUUUAUCACAGACCAGGAGCAGCACUGGGGCAACGCAGCCAAAUGUUCCCCUUCCCAAUCUCCCAGUUGGCCCAGGUGACACGAUAUCUAUGGCAAGCAUUCAGAACUGGAUUGCUAACGUGGUCAGUGAAACCAUUGCUCAAAAGCAAAAUGAGAUCAUGAUGCUGUCCCGUCCAUCGUCUGCAAUGGCCUCCAGCAUAAUGUCAGGAGACCUUGGCAGGCGUGUAGAUGACGAUAAGGUUUCCCUUCUCAGUUCUCAGUGUGGCUCAUCUUUUUCUGCCUCUCAACUCGGUCAGCAGGACAUGCACAGGGCUGAGUCUCAGUCUGUCCUGUCUUCCAAUACCUCCGCGAGUGCAAGAGCAGAAGGAACUAGUUCAAACAUGAAGACUAUGCAAACAAGCAAACCACUGUAUAGCCUCUUUGCUGAUGAUGUUGAUCUAAAGAAACUCAGCAGGAAGGAGAAGGAGAUACAAAUGGAAAUGAGAGAGAAAAUGUCAGAUUACCAAAUUGAAAAGGUGAUAAGUGACAAUAAACGCAGCACUCUAUUUAAAAAAAAGGUGACCAAAGGAGAGGAAAAUGAAAUAGAAGACGAUGUAGAGAGUACAACAAACAACUACAGGCACCCAAUGCAAGCAGAUCUAGAUAGAAAUGAUGCAAUCUUUACUCUGUCCAGUCUAUCUGGAAACACAGGAGCACUGAAGUCAGAAGUAGAGACUGAUGUUACCAAGUGGCUCAGUGGCCUGAAAGCAGAAAAACAAUCAUCAUAUCAGGAUCAAAGUGAGAAUUUCAGAGAGAAAUAUAGCAGAUCAUCCAAAGUUAGAGAGAUGGAUUCUGAAACAUCCAGUUACAGAUUCUCCAGAUCCCAAAGAGAACAGCUUGACAGUUCUUCCUAUGAGUCAAAAGGAGAUUCACUGAAAACCAUGUCAAGAUUUUCCUCUGCUUCUGCAAAAGAGGACAAAAAGAUGUAUAAGUUCACAAGGUCAAGGGUCAGCGAGACAAGUUCUGGAGAAAAAAGCCCAGAACUGCAUGUUUUCAGCCAAACACCUGAACCAUCCUUUGACUCUGAAUCCCCUGAAUCAUCUACACAGAGUCGAAUCAGAUCUCAUCACGUGGAGGCGUGUGAAGAGGAGGCCAUGUCAGACACGUCAGAAUUUGGAGCUAAGAGAAAGUUCACCCAGAGCUUUUCAAAGUCGGAAGAAAAUGGAAAGAAAGAGGCAAAAGUGGAACAAAGUGAAGAGAGAUUUGCAUCUAGACAGUUCUCUCAGUACAAGCGAAGUGUGCGUAAAGAAGAGGAAGAAGAAUUGGAUGAUGAUGCUAUUAUUGCUGCUUGGAGAAGCCGACUGGAAGAAACUACUGCAAAGCUCCGUCGGAGAAAGGAAGAGUGACCAAGGAUCAGAGUAGAUGAACACAAGCAGAGUCUCAGAGUCCCAGAAUCACUCAUCAUUAUAUUUCUGAUAAUCCUUUGUGGUUUGCAGGGCAUUUCCUGCAGAUAGUCCUUUUCUUAAUCAAAAGCGAUAAAGGGAAGAGGUCAAGUUUUGGAAGUGUUUGUGGUUUUUCAGAAAGAAGAUGCUAGUAUUAUAUGAUCAAUGUAGGUAGGAACACAGUGUUAGAAGCCAGGUGAUGUUUCAGCAGCAAAGUAACGGUAGCACCUCCAUGUGAAAGACCAAUCACAUCACAUUUUGAUUAUUUCAAUUUCCUAGUUUUGUUAAAGACUGAACAUAUAUUUUUCUAGGAUUUUUUUGAUCAUAAAAGGCAGAAGCCAACAGCCUUUUCUAGGAACUUGAAGAAUGUUCCUGUCUUAAUCAGUUUUACUUUAUACCACUGAAAAGAUACUGCUCCUGGAGAAAGGCUCCAUUUUCUAUACCAGUCUUAUGAAUGUCUAAAAAAAUAAGACUCUUCAGGAGAAUACAGGUACUGUCUUCUUUCAUUGAGUAGAUGUAGCAAAGUCAAAUACUAGAAAAAAGAAAAUGCCUCCUUCUUUUUAGAAGUAUAAGGCAGUAAUGAAUGUAUUCCUGUGGUACAGUAUUUGUCUUUUAUAUGGAAUUACCUUUCCUUCUUGGUUGGUUCCUGCUAAUAACUUUGGGCCAAUGAAGGAAAAUGCAGUAAUACUACCAUCAGUCUAAAAUCCAGUUCAAGACUCAGAGUUAGGGUGAAGAUUAGUGUUAGUUUAGGCUGUGUUUCUGGAGCACUGGCUUCAAUUUGUUUGUAUGCAGCUCAGAUGAGUCUGUGCUCUCAUGUCUGUGGUCAGAUUGUCAUGUCUUGAUUUUCAAGACAAUUACGUUAUUGGAAAAGUGAUACACAAACUGACCUCAUAAUAAAACAACGUAUAACUGAAGUGCUGAUAGAAGACACUGUGCAAAGACUUCUCUAAGGACAAAAUCUAUGUCUAUUGAGAGUGGUGCUUUGAAGCUUGAUGUAGGAGGUGGUGGGUUUAGUUGGUGUGUUACAAGUCUUUGACACCAGAUGACACCCUCCCCCUCUCUCUUACGAACACCUAGGCCAGUUUCUCUGGGUUUCUUCUCUGGAGUUAUUUGUUCCCUCUCUGGGCCCUCUGGCAGAGCUGAAUAUAAAACAGCAGUGAAGGGAUGAUGCAACAGCACAGCAUCACUCUCUUGCAGAAAGUUGUCUUUCCUGUCUUCUCUCUCUCACUGUAAUGCUUAGGGCUUACUAUACUGUUAUGCUAGCACCUCUCACUGUUUUAAUUGUGUAAUAUAGGCAGUAAGCUCCACAGGGUCUAGUUUUUAUCCUUCUCUGUAUGAUGCCACGCACAUCAGCAAUGCUAUCUAAAUAAUGGUUACUAAUAACAAAAUGCAGGUGCCGAUUUUCCUAAACUUAGAAUCAUUUAUCUCUACUCUAACUCACUGAUUAGACAUUAUCCGUGCUUCUCUGAAGACAAAGAUGACUCUUUCUGACAGCCAGGACCAGGGCAAAUGAUAGCUGCUUAUUGUCAGGUGAAUGGAAUCUCAAAAUCAGGUGAUUGAACAAUAACAGGGCUAGAAAAAUAAGGGGAAGAACAUAUUUUACUUGUGUCUUUUUUUUUUUUUUGAGUAAGCACAGAUUUCAUUUUUGAAGUACAUAAGGAACAUUGUCUUGUUAAUGUUCCAGGCAUUCAGAGGUGCUGCAAGGCUUAUAGUGCACUGCUACUGCAAUAUAAUACACAAUACAAUACAAUGCAUCCCUUACUUCUGCAUAGUUCUCUGAGGUUUUUCUUCAAAGUGGUGGCAUUUCAGGCUUUGAUCCACAUUUGGAGAUUUUACAUUGAAUUUCAGCAAUGUGCUAAAAUAGGUAUUUUCUGCUUUUCUCUACCUCUGGUAAAGUUGCUCUGUGCGAAACAAUGUGAUGCUUAUGCUCAAUUGGAGCUUACUUUAAUUUCAGUCUAAAAAAGAUCUCAAGUGUGAGCACCGGAUCUGUCCUCUGUCUUCUCACAACAGUAAGCAGUUACUUCAGUUUUGACGGAUCAAAGUGAAAGUGCACAACACCUUCUGGCAGUGAAUCUGCUCUUUUACAAAGGCUGUUCCCUCUGAAAAUCUCUCUCCCGCUUCCUAAGGCUGCUGCUGCUCUCGACAGAGAACGCCUGUCCUCCGCAGGUACUGUAGGGGGCAUCUCACGCUGUAAAAGAUGAGCAUCAUACGAUGUAGUAAUUGGUUUCAUUUUGCACUGCACAGCACAGCCUUUGUUUGGGUAGCAUUUUGAUUUAAACAGUAAUCCAGGUCUGCAGCACAAAUAAAUUAUUCAAGACCGAGGGGCAGAAUAUGGUUCUGUAAGCAGCCUGAGCCAAACCAUCCUGAUAGCGAGUUUUGACCCUUCUGGGAAAGGGUUAAGUGGGUUCUGCUGACUCACUGAGGUAGGUGGCUUAUUAGUUCCCUUGUCUAAAAGAGAGAUAAAAAUGGCUUGCUGGGGAGAAGCCGUCUAGGAUGCUGGCUGGGCAGUCAUGAGGGAGAAGCCUUAGAAACAGCUGAACUUUAUUUUCUUAUUGCUUAUAUCCUUGUUAAUAAAGCCAAACCCCCAAAGCAAUAAGGGGGUGGGGAUAAUUUUGGACUCCAUUCAGUGUAUGGCCUGUGCUUGAAAGUGAGUUGGGAAAGGCUCCAGCUCACAAGUAUAAAUUACAUGAAACAGUGACAUAAAGACCUUGCAUGGUGAAAAUAUUAAAGCAUUCAGUCAUAAGACCAAUAACCAGGAGAGACAGAAAUGAAGGGGUUGAAGGGAGGCUAGAAAGUCGGGUUUUAAGAUUAGAUUUUAGAAGGAGAUAUGGAAUCAGUGAAAGAGGAAAGGUCUGCACCAAUUGUUUCGGGUGACCAGAGCCGCAGAGGGAAUGUUUUUUCAGCAAUGACACUAGUCUGACAUUAGACUAAAAGAGUAGGUAAGUAUCCAAAUUUAUCUGGGAAGGAUCUUUCAGCAAAUAUGCACUGGGGCCGAUGUUUUUCUCAGCCUUACUUGGCUGCUGUUGGCAGGAAGGUGGGUUUUUUUUUUUUGGCAUUGUUUAGUGAAAGGUGAAAGUGCAAGGAGCAUCCAUACAGUCAGUUAAGAAUAUAAACACAAGAACAUCAGAAGGUCUAUAUAGGGUCAGACCAAAGGUCCAUCUGGCUCAAUAUCCUGUCUCUGAUGGAGACCAACAGUGAAUACCUAGGGAAGAAUAUAAAAGCAGUGAUAUAAGUGAUUUUUCCCCAGGAUGAUCUCCCAGCUUCCAAUCAUUUGCAACUCAAGGACUUCCUGAGCCAAAUGUGAUAUUUUUGUAUUUAAUAGCCCUUGACAGUUUUUCCUUCCAUGGAGGUGCCUAAUCAUUUUUGAGUUAUAGCCAUUAUAGCCUUGUACCUGUUAGCCUCUAUGAUCUCUUCUGGCAAGAAGUUCUACACUUACUAUGCACUGAAUGCUAAACCAUCGCACAGUUUCUGUUCUGAACCUGCUCCUUACUAGCCUACUUCAAUGCCAAGAUACCAAUCCCUGAUUAGAAUCUACACAACUGACAAGAUUUUACCCACUUCUAUCAUUAUGUCUCACCUUAGCUGUCUGUUUUGCAGCCUAAUGGAGUUUCUCAUUCCUCCUAUGAGAGCUGGUCCAUGUCUCUGAUUACCCUGACCAUUCUUCUCUGAACCCUUCACAGUUCUACUUUAUCAUGUUUGAGAUGAGCGACUGAGUCCUCACACAGUGUUCACAGUGCAGGUGCAGCAGGGAUUUAUCCUGUAGCACAAUGGCCUUCUUUAUUUUUCUCUCUGGCCCUUCCCUGUCAUCUCCUAACAGUUCGCAUGCUUUUUUGGCUGUUGCUGAGCACCAAGGUGACAUUUUCAUUGAACUAUUUAUUAUAGCCACAAAAUCAUGCUGCUGGGUGGCAGUGGUCAUCUCUGAGAUCAUCGUUUUAUAGGCUAAAUUUUCCUAUGUGCAGUGCUUUACAUUUAUUAACCUUGAACUUCAUCUACCGUUUUAGCGCUCAGUGUCUCAGUCUCAUUAAGUCCUGUGCUUUUUUCACACCUGGCUUCUCAUUUCUACUGUAGAAACCCAGGCUAUGUGGGAAACAAAGAAGUAAAGGAGAGGUAACAGGACAGAGAAACACACGUGAUGUUGGUCUGAGUGAAAUAAGUAAGAAAACGAUGAAAGCUGGAGAGGUUGGAGAUAGGAAGUAUUGAAAGAGAGAUGCAAAGACAAUAGGCAAAUUAAGGAGCAGAUCUACAGCGGAUGAAAAAGCAAGAUAUCUGUGGGAGCCAAAGGGGCUAAUGCCAAAUAUUCAUCAUCUGUUUACUUGUAUAACAGUUUCGGUGAAAGACAGUGGGGCAACCUCUGUGGGAAGGAGGAGGAUGGUGGGAUUUACAGAAAUUAUGGAUUUCUGGGAAAUGUGAAGAGGGCUGGAAGAAAUGGUGACAGACAUUGACGGGACAUAAAUGAGAAAGUGGCAUCUGUGCUAGGUUGGGAAUUCAACAAGCAGGUUUGGAAGGAAGUGGAAAUAUUGCCAGAAAUAGUUAUUCCCGGUGUAUCAGCUGUAUUCUGCAUGGCUGUACUGGCAGGGCAGGGCUAUAGCCCAUUUCCACCACCCACCCCCCCCAAGGAUUUUCAGGGCAAUUUGUUUUAUUGCUCGUGGCUCUAGUUUAGACUGGGUAAUUUUAAAAGGCAUUUAGCACAAUUUCGUUUUUAUACAGCUCCUUGAGAAAUGCUUACACAUUAGUUGUAGUGGUGAGCUAGAUGAAUUAUGAGACAAAAAGUUUUAGUUGGGGAUGGUUAUGCUGCAUUGUCUGCAUUUCCUUAAAAGGUUUAGCUGAAAUAUAUUGGAUAUAUACAUUAUAACAUGAAAACAUAGUAUCCAUAUAACCUUCUAAAUUUAUAGACAAUCUAGCGGAGAUGCAGAAAGCAUGGGAUUAAUACAGUCUAGGGCUCAGAAGCAGAAACUGCAUGCUCAUACACUCCAGCAAAAUCUCUGUGAAAGCUCCCUACCUGCUCUACGGAGUUUCACUUCUCAUUCAGAAAAACCAAACUGCAUUAAUUUUCUGCCUGUUUAGUUGUGAAGGAACCUUCAAAAAUGUAAACCAUGUGUAACAAAUAAACAGUUCUCCAGAGAGAUGGGAUCAUAGCUCUAAAUGGUGCAUGAAUUGCCCCAGUCUCUAAGCAAGGUGUUCACUUCUUUGCCUGGGAUUAAUCAGUUAAAUGCCAACAAGAUCUGUUGUAUUGCUCUUCGUGUAAAAAGUGGUUAGAGGUUAAAAGUAGGUUGGGGUGAGGUGCAGGAAUAGAUUGCUUACGUUGCUGGUACUAGCAUAAUCAGUUUAAAUGAACUCUCUGUUGUUUUGGCUAACCCUAUGAACAAACAUUUUUGGGGUAUGGAAGAAUCGUAUCUUUUUUUUUUUUUCUUCUGGACUGCCUUUUGCUUUUCAGUACAUUAUACUUUAUUCAGGAGCUGAUUUCAUGUUACUUCCUUUUAUCCCUCUGUUACAAUUCAGUGUCUUCUGAGCUGAGUGUUUUCCUGCACCUGCUGUUCCCCUACCAGAGGGUGCACUCGCACCCACUCCCACACAUGCACACAUACAUACACAGACACAAAGUGAAAACAUCAUUUUUGAGUCAUAAGAGCAGGCAACAAUAUGGUUUCAUUCCUCCCCAAGACCAACAGAUAAAUGUAGAUGUUGGAAUAUCUAUGUUAAGCUACGCAGAUGUAGUGGUGCAAAAAUCACCUCAGAGAGCAGGAGAAGGGACAGUCCGCCCCUGCUUUGAGCUUUCCCCUAUUUACUGUGUUUCAUGGAUAUCUAUUAUCUUUAAAAUAGAUAAACUUAAUCCAUAUGCAAAAAAAUGUAACUGCUCCCACAGCAAUUCAUACCUGGGAAAUUUCAGGCAGAGUGGUUAACUUUUAGUUAAGGCAUGGGUGUCCUGGAAGACGCGGCUGAGUGUAAUGGGAAACUAGCUUCAUUGUUAACUGUGGAGAGAACAAUGUCACUCCAUAAUCAAUCAAUCAAUCACUUAAGUGUUUUCCAGUGCACCCUUCAUGCCAACAUGCCUGAAUGCUUUACGGUCAUUAAAUUAAAUCAAAGAACACACCACAAAAUGGACAAGGCCAGAUCAAUAAAUCUUGAAACCUGAUUCAAACUUACCAAGGACUCUGAACAAGUAGCCACGAAAGGAGGAACGAAUCCAUUCAGAAGGGCAUGUACGUAGGCAUAAAACUGAACCAAGACAUCGUUGAUGUUAGUUAGAAGACAGAAAUGCCUAAAGUAACUGAUCGUUUUUAAGGCAUCACCCGACUACCAACAGCAUCUACCACCCUGAGCUCACAGUCCUAUAGUCUUUUUGGACUUCUGUGUGACAUUUGAAAACAGCUGUGGUGGCAAUAACUGUUUACAACUGACCAGACAGCUAUAUGCUUCAGGUCACAUACUGCCAGCAACAUACCUAACUUCAAAGGUUAACUUGUUUGUGAUCUCUACAUUUGAUUACUGCAGGACACAUCAGUUGGCAUUAAAGAUUGUAUGACUUCACUCAUCUUCAAGGGCCAGCCUAGCAAUGUGAUCUUUGUAAUGACUGUAUUGAAUGCAGAUCCGGUCCAAGGCCUUCUGCUGGUCUGGUAGAUCAUCUCUCCUUGUUGGAGAGGAGGGCUUUAUGAUACCACAAUAUUCUUUAUGAAACUGCCAAUUAAUGGGAAGCUUUAUACAUUGUGCUUGUAGAAAUUUCUCAGUAACUGCCAUAACCUACAAAGGUUCACUCACAGAGCAGAUAAAAUGACCACAGGCCUCACUACAUCCAAAAUUAAAUGCAAAAUCAGGUUCUUUAACUUAGUCUUCUCUCCCUCGAUAAUUUUGCAAGGCAUGUGCCGCUUAGUCUGUGAAUUGGAUCAGAAGUAUUGCCUGGAGGCAAAGGGUCAGAGGAGAUUCCACAUAUGAAAAGCAGGAGGCCCUCAAGAGGGUGCAACCUCAGUUGCUGAACAGACACCACAAAUAGGAUGGAUAAAAGCCCACAUGAAACUCAGGUAUGUGAGCAAGCAGAAGCUGACAGUCGCCUCUCAGGAAUGCAGUAUAAAGCUUUCACUUCUGCAGGAGAUGAGAUCUGAAAGUGUGCUUCUUGGGAGCAAUCAGACCUGACCUGUUGCAUGGUGCUGCAGUUGCAUAAUUGAAUAGUUGUCUCGAUUCAUCCCAAAGUGAGUGUUCUUGGUGGUAGCAGGCAUAGAAAAUUUGUAAGUCAUUAGGGAUAAAAGGGCCUAUGCAAGGAAAGGUCAGACAUUAUCCUCAUGACCGGCAGAAGGAGUCCAUAUUAAAACAAAGAAGGUAUUUGAUUUUCUUUUGAACAUGGGCAGAUGAUUCAGACCCACCUGCCCUUCAUAUGCUCUGUCUCUCCCCUUCCCAUCUCCUCUCUUUUGAAACAGAUUUGAGUCCAUCCACUUUUAUAUUUUCAAACAAAACUCAUAAAAGGGCCAUAAAUAUCAUGACUCGCUAAAAUGAAAGCUGUUUUCUUCUCCUCCCAGGAGACUCCUGCCUGAGAGAGAGACAGAAAGAGUUCACCUCUUUGAAAAUUCCCCCCUCAGCCGAAGUAAAGCUGGUAUCUAAGAGCAGUCUUCAAGGCUUUGUUCUUAUCAUCUUGACCUGGCUUUGUACCGGCUUCUCUCCGUAUUGCCUGUGGAAGUGUGAAGGACGGGGCGAGGGGAAGGAAUUUUGGCUAUCACUGGCAGAGCAAGGGUCAUGCUUGGAAAAGGGAUCUCAUUGUGGUUUCAGAAAAUGUUAUAAACUCAGCACACCGGCAGAAAGAAUGAAGAAGCUCAUUCCCCUGCUAGAUCAGACCAGUGAUCCACCCCUUUUCUCUCUGAUGUUGGCCAGAACAAGAUGCAUCUUAGAAGGUCUAAAGAAAGCCUAAGUGGGCAAUUAUGGGAUAACCUGCCCUGAGUCGAAUUUUCUCCCUGCCUGGCCCAAAGUCCUCCUUCAUCUCUCUGUCUUGGUUAGAGUUCAAAUUUCUUCCCUGAAGCAUGACGGCUUCUCUCCCUUCCAAACUGCUUUUCAUCCUGGCCUGUCUAAUGCAGCUGCCUAUGACAGUGUUGUGAUGGGAUGUAUAGGUCUUGUCCAUUGAGAGCCUGUGACAGAUCAUAGCCUUACUGGAAAGAGAGACGGAGAGGUGAAGAGAAGGCAAGGGAGGAGAGCACAAACUCAGAUGAAAUAUCCAUCAGGAAGAUGGAAAGAAGAGUGAGUGGCUGAGAAGCUAAUUGCUGCCUGCUGACCUGGGCUGUGCAGAUAGCUUGCAGGUGAGCAUUUUUGCUUUUCAGAAAUUUCAGCCUGGAGCACACUAGGAAAUUCAGGUCUUGGAUGAAGCUAGUGUUCAAUAAUACUUCCCCUUACAUAUAUGUGUGUGUAUAAUAUAUAUAUAUUUUACAGCUGUAGAAGUAUUAGAGUAGUCCUGAGAAAACUAUUCUGUUACAUUCUGAAGGAACUUUUUCUUACGCUUCAGUUCAUUACUCAUUUCUGGAAAGAAGUAUUGGAGUAACCAGGAGCUACUAGACAUAGAACAGCAAUGAAAAACAGGUUGUUCUUCUAUUUCUGCCUGACUUAGGAACACAAAGCCAGGUGUUCCUCUGUAUGUAGGGCCUCAUCCCUGUCGUAUGAACAGGGAUGGCUGCUCAUAUAGUCCAGCUAGAGCAAAGAUCUUAUCCGAUAGGCUAGGGUCUCCAACCAAUAAAAUAAAAUAAAUAAAAUAAUAGAAUUAUAGAUAAGAUAAUCCAAACCAGUGCGGAACCUCAUUCGAGCUCAUUUCUUCUUCACAACAAAAAGGAAUCAUGAGAUCAUACUGUAAACCACAGAAAACAAGGCUGUCUCUUGGAAAGUAUCUCCUUUGCUAAAUCCUAUGGAUCAUCUUAGUAAGCUGUUCUUUUUUUCUGUAUGCAUCCUUAACACUGGGGAACAAUAUUAUUUUUCCUGUCAGCUCACUGAAGAGGCAGCUGGCAUAAUUCUUUCCAAUAGCAGACCUCUGGCAGAGCUUUGCGUCUUCUGCUUCCUGAAGUGAUCCGUGCCCAGGCUUUCUCAGUGCAUUUCCCCCCACACUGGAUACACGGGAUGCCAGAAAUGCAGGGGUUUAGUGCCAUCCAAUUCUCAUGCUAGAUUUUCUCUGAUGACUAGAUACCCAGGUGAGGCUUUUACUUACAAUCUGUAGCACGACAGAGCAAUUACCCUUUUAAGCUGCCAUUUACAAGUUCAAACAACUAUUUUUUUCUAAACCUGUAGCACAGUGCCACUGCCUGGUAUGGAUGGGGUGACGGGAAUAAUAUUGCACUGUCUUGAUCUCAUACAUGCGUCCACAGCUUGGUCUGAUGACAGCCACAUCCUAUAAAAUAACCCCUCACGCUAUGUGCAGCCUCUCUCCUCUGUCCACAACUGAGUUCCCUUUAUAACUCCAAUUUUGCCAUGAUGACAGCAAUGCAGCUAUUUCAAGUGCAUAGAAAUGGUGAAUAACUUGCCUAUUAUUCUUCCCAGUCACCUUUCUCCUUGUCUCUUCUUCAGUCAUGAAUGUCCUGGAGAAGAGAUCAUCCUUGCGUGGCACUAGGAAAUUCCUUAGCUCUCUGGGAGAGAUACAGUAAAUAAAAUAUGAUGCUAGAUUCUAUUUUCACUAUAAAAAAGAGCCACGUUAUGACCUGAUUUGGUGUGAUUAUACUGUAAAUAGGCCAUAAACAGUCAAAGGGAAAAUAACCCGCAAUAUUCACACCAUUGAGAGACUGUGUAUUGGUAAUCACUUUUUCUCCCUGCUGUUCAAAAUAUUUUCCAAGUGUCCCUGAAACUGCACUGAUAGCAAAAUGUGGCCCAAUUCAGGGGCUUUAAUGGUAUUGCUAAGUGGAAGUGAUUUUUCUCCUAGAAAUUUUCUGUGAAAUAGUCUCUAUUUUGCAAAAAUGAAAUCAUAGCUAUUUCACUACAAAAGCAUUAGAAAAAGGUAGAGACCAUCAAAAGUAUUCCUGAGAAGUCAGUCCCAUGUUUCCAAAAAAUUUUGUCCAAUUAAGGAAAAAGUAUUAACGUUGUAGAUAGAGUGGCAUUCCUAUGUGAAGAUGUCAAAGAGUUUUUUUCAGUGUUGGUUGCUGAAGCUAAUAGGGAACUUACCUUCCAUUUUAUACAUAGGGGAAUAAGAAUAGAUUUUUUUUUGCCUCUAACUCAUUUUUUCACCUUUUUUGGAAUAAUUGUCAUACUUUCUUCACCAUACAGAAAAUGAGGAUUUUUAACCAGCGUUUUAAUUCACCCUUACAACCACAAACCUUCAUGGAGAACUGGGCCACCCCUGCCUAUCGUGAUGCUAUAGAAGAGUUGCACCUAAUGACCACUUCAUAGAAUCCUAGAAUCAUUAAGGUUGGAAAAGACCACUAAGAUCACCCGGUCCAACCACCAGCCCAUCCCCACCAUGCUCACUAACUCAGUGCCACCUCUACACGUUUCUUGUACACCUCUAGGAACGGUGACUCUACCAUGUCCCUGGGCAGCCUGUGCCAGCCUUGAUGCAGACAGAAUUCUCUUUGUGGGGAAGGUCUUUUCAUUUAUUUAUUUAUUUUUGCCUGAUAUUUAUAAACAGCCUUUCCAAAUAUUUCCCCUUCAUGACCUCUCUUUAUUUCUCAGCAUCCUUUUGGACUUUUUGGUAUGAUAAAGUAGUAUCUAAGGGUGUUGUUAUGUACUGUUACUCCAUGAGUAUCCAGAGAACUUCACUAGCACCACUGUAACAUGUAGAGCAUACAGCACAAUUCAAGAUAUUCUCACCCUAAGAAAGUUGCAAGUUAAAUGAACAAAACAGACCCAGGCUGGGAGAAAGAGAUGUGUCUGGCAGCGUAUUUGAGACCCAGUAACUGAGCCCAACAUUGUACAAGAAUAGAAUAAGACCUUGAAAAAGUUCAAAAGACUGAAAAUUCAACUCACUAACAAAGUCAUUCUCCUUGAGCAAUCACUCAGCUGUAUGUGGCACAAUUAAACACUCUCUGGCCUCAAGAGAGCACAUGCGUGACUCUAAACUAGUGAUUAAGUGUUCGCUGGAGAGGGGGAGACAUAUGUUCCAGGCCUUUUUCCAGAGAAUAUACAACGUGAGAGAGUUAAAGAUUCAUUAGUGCAGGCUUAUCCCCUCCCAUGUGAGUGUUCCUGACUGCUAACCACCAAGCUGUGCUUUGUCUUUCUGGCCAAAAGAAUACUGA
This is a messenger RNA of Numida meleagris (helmeted guineafowl), 15262 nucleotides long. It is a transcript of the gene STYXL2, whose product is annotated as dual specificity phosphatase 27 (putative). Gene Ontology annotation, molecular function: protein tyrosine/serine/threonine phosphatase activity; MAP kinase phosphatase activity. Bases 564 to 4043 code for a protein of 1159 amino acids. Gene Ontology annotation, cellular component: cytoplasm. The record is from RefSeq and is a predicted model, not a curated record. Gene Ontology annotation, biological process: negative regulation of MAPK cascade; protein dephosphorylation. The transcript has 6 exons. Lineage: Eukaryota; Metazoa; Chordata; Aves; Galliformes; Numididae.